AUGAAAAUUCUGGUAAUACCGAAGAAAGAACAGCUGAAUCUAAAUCUAAUCUCCACGCUAUCCGAAGAAUUUUUGCUAGAAGAUUCUAGAAAACAAAGUCAACAACAAGUAGUUUCAUUCUCGAAACUCCUUCUCAAACAGUCUGGAAAACUAGGUAAAGAUUCGAAACCAACUGAAGAAGAGAGUCUGCAAUUGGAUAAUCUCCGGAAUACAUUGAAUACACAAUGGAAAGAGAAGAGGGAUUUGGUUGGAAAAACAAAGAUUGACGUUUGUUACGCUAAAAUUACCAUGUUGGUCUUGACGACGAUAAUCUAUGCUAGCGAUACAGUAUGUGUUUUACAAACUCAAGCGGUGAAAUACAUUACAGAUUUUAUUAUCAUGGGGAUACUUUUGUCCUUGGUUGUUUUGUACAACCUAAUGAAACUUUGCCGACGAAUCAUAGCUCCAAAUAAACUGGAUGUCGAGAAUGGUACCGAGAAGCAGAUUUGCUUUGGAAAUAUGGAGUUGUCUUUCAUGGAACAGUUAGAAAAAUGCGUGGGAUUCUAUUCAAAGGAAGUAAUGCCAUUGAAGGAAGAAGCCAGAGCACUGAGCAAGUAUUCCUCUCUUUGGAUCAAAAGCAGUCUGAUUGUUUUCGUACCGCAAGCUGUGGCUAUGACAAUUUACUGCAUCAUCGUGGCUUUCAAACUACUUGACAAUGAAUCAAUAAUAGCCGCUCCCCUCUUACUUCUUGGGUAUCCCUUCAUAGCUGCAACAGCUUUCAUUUUUAUUGUUGCGAUUUUGGAAACAGCUACAUUUUACAUAACGAUUAAGACUUAUUUCAUCAACGAGGCUCUCGAAGAAUUCAACAAUGAUUCACCAUUCGUGGUUGUUGUACUCUUUAAGGCAAUCAUCUUCACUAUACUUGGUCUCGCUUUAGUUGUUGGAUUUCUGGAAUUCAACGACAUCGAAAUAUAG
This is a messenger RNA of Caenorhabditis remanei, 954 nucleotides long. RefSeq lists its product as uncharacterized. The coding region runs from base 1 to 954 and encodes 317 amino acids. The record is from RefSeq and is a predicted model, not a curated record. The transcript has 5 exons. Lineage: Eukaryota; Metazoa; Nematoda; Chromadorea; Rhabditida; Rhabditidae.